This is a messenger RNA of Asparagus officinalis (garden asparagus), 1640 nucleotides long. Its product is annotated as heat stress transcription factor A-4b-like. Lineage: Eukaryota; Viridiplantae; Streptophyta; Magnoliopsida; Asparagales; Asparagaceae. Gene Ontology annotation, biological process: regulation of transcription by RNA polymerase II. The record is from RefSeq and is a predicted model, not a curated record. The transcript has 3 exons. Bases 419 to 1516 code for a protein of 365 amino acids. Gene Ontology annotation, molecular function: RNA polymerase II cis-regulatory region sequence-specific DNA binding; DNA-binding transcription factor activity. Gene Ontology annotation, cellular component: nucleus.
ACAACGAAUUUGGGUCAACCCCAAAAUCCUCCGCCCUCUCCUCUCCGUCUCCUUCCUCUUCUAGAAAUUUCGGCCCUCGACUAAAUCUCCACCCCCCAAUUCAAAAAACGCGCUGCAUAUUUCCUUUUUUUUUUUCCUUCUUUUAUAAAUGAAGCCGACUUCUUGUCACUGGAAUCUCAAAAGAGGGGUUUCUAGGGUUUUUGACGAAAUGAAUCCGGGGAGGAGAUAAAUAUUUCCACAGCUUUCGGUACAAAAUCUGACGAAAUCUCUGAACCCAUUCGAAAAACGCGCUAAAAUCUCGAAACCCCCCCUUAAAAAGCCGACGCCUUCGUCGCUAGAAUCUCAAAAGCUUGGGCCUUUAGGGUUCUGAGGGAAAUGAACUGAGGAUAUCCAUCAGUUCUUCGGCCGGGGGUCGGAGAUGGAGGGUUCGAAUCCUUUGCCGCCUUUCCUCGCGAAGACUUACGACAUGGUCGACGACCCCUCGACGGACGCGAUCGUCUCGUGGAGCGCUUCUAACGACAGCUUCGUCGUCUGGGAUCCUCUGGAGUUUGCGAGGGAUUUGCUGCCCAAAUUUUUCAAGCACAAUAAUUUCUCCAGUUUCAUCCGCCAGCUCAAUACUUACGGAUUUAGAAAAAAAGACCCUGAGCGAUGGGAGUUUCACAACGAUGAGUUUAUAAGAGGUCAAAGACAUCUCUUGAGAAAUAUCCACAGACGCAAACCAAUACACAGCCAUUCACUACACCACCAUGGUCAAGGCUCAUUGCCAUUAGGAGAUUCUGAAAGACAAGAGCUUGAAGAUGAAAUCAGAAGACUACAACGAGAAAAAGACAUUCUUAUGGCGGAGCUACAAAAGCACACGCAGCAACAACACAGUAUGGAGAAGCAAAUGCAAGCUUUAGAAGAUAGAUUGCUAAAUAUAGAGGUUCGUCAAAGGAAUAUACUGGCUAAUGUGUCACAGUUUAUACAAAGGCCCGGGUUUCUCUCAAACCUGAUAUCUUCGUCUGAUCUUCACAGUAAAAAGAGGAGAUUACCUGAAAAUAACUUGUUCAACGAGGAUGCAUUUGAAAAGAUGGAGUCAUCUUUAGAUUCAUUGGAAAAUCUAUUUCGUGAAGUAAGUCAGGUUUCUGAUGAAGACAUUUAUUGUGAUGGUACAAAUCCUUCUACUGUUGUUCUCACCGAGAUUCAUGCACCAUCAUCUCCUAUCUCUUCACCUUGCCUAGAAAAUAUUCAUUCAUCCCCCGAGCUCGAAGAAUCCACUAGCUAUGCAGAAAGUCCUAAGAUUUUGGUGACACGUGAUAAGGUUUCUGAGAUCGAUGUGGACUCUGAGCCUUCUAAUGUGCGCACUAGGGUAAAUGAUGUUUUUUGGGAGCAGUUUCUAACUGAAACUCCUGGCUCAGAUGAGAGAAGAGAAGCUGAUGGUAAAAGAAUGGAAAUGGGGAGUUUCUGGUUGAAUCGAGAAAAUGUUGAACAUUUGACUGUGAAAAUGGGGCAUCUUACUCCUGAUGAGAAAACCUAACUGAAGAUUUUGCUGAGUUUGUUGUCUUGAGAAUGAGAAACUGAAUUUGGUUAAUGGUGUACUGUUUACUGGUGGCUGGGCUAAAAAGGGCUUAUAUUUUGAGACAGCAAAUAAAAUUUUUCAG